Cygnus atratus (black swan) is the source of this 1221-nucleotide messenger RNA. RefSeq names its product sterile alpha motif domain containing 14 (gene SAMD14). Lineage: Eukaryota; Metazoa; Chordata; Aves; Anseriformes; Anatidae. Gene Ontology annotation, cellular component: dendrite; actin cytoskeleton; postsynaptic density. Gene Ontology annotation, molecular function: actin filament binding. Gene Ontology annotation, biological process: calcium-mediated signaling; neuron projection development; actin filament organization. The transcript is spliced from 9 exons. The coding region runs from base 1 to 1221 and encodes 406 amino acids. The record is from RefSeq and is a predicted model, not a curated record.
AUGUCGGUCUCCAAGCUGCAGGACGCGGAGGAUGAGGUUUUCGAGACGCCGCGCCUGGACAGCAGCUUGCAGAAGGCUCGAGCCCGGCUCCUAGCCAAGGGCCGCCGGCACCGACCCUCCCGCUCCCGCCUGCGAGACAGCGCCAGCUCCACCGAGGGCGAGGAGGGGCUCGACGCGGCGGGAGCCGAGGGCAGCCCUGUGGCCCCCGGCUGCUCGCCCCCUGCCACGCCGCCGCUCUUGGCCCCUUCGCCCUUCUCCCGUGGCGCCGAGUUCUCCUUCGAGGCGGGGGCGGUGAGGAGGGCGCUGGGGGAGUCCCCCCCGGCCCCCUCGCCCCCCCUCAGCCGCUACCGGCCCCUCACCAACACCUCGUCCCAGGAGGGGCUGGCGGGCACCCCCUCGCCCAAAUCCUGCCACAGCUCUGACAGCUCGCCCGGCUUCGCCCGCCGUGACGCACGGCCCCAGCGGCACAGCGAAGACGACAGCAGAGACAUGAGCCCCCCCGAGCCAGCCAGCCCCACCGUGGGGCUGGAUAAGAAGACGCGGAGGAAGUUCUUGGAUUUGGGGGUGACCCUCCGCCGGGCGUCCUCCAGCAAGAGCCGCAAGGAGAAGGGCAGCAACCGCCUGUCCAUGGGCAGCAGGGAGGCAUCGGAGGGCCCCGGCCGCCCCUCGGGGUCCCCCUUCCUGCCCUUCUCCUGGUUCUCAGACAGUGCCAGGGGCUCGGCCUCCCCCGGCUCCGCGUCGCCCGCUGGCUCCCCCCGGCACGAGGGGCUCAGCCCCGCCAAAUCCGCCUCCCAGGACUCGACGCUGAGCGACGACUCCCCGCCGCCCAGCUCCAGCCCGCGCCUGCCCGGCCCUGCCGCCACCAAGUGCUCCUACCCCUACCACACGCUGUCGCAGUCCUCGGAUGAGUUCCUGGACGAGCCCCUCGGUGCUGCCGCGGGCUGGACGUGCCAGCAGGUUGGGCAGUGGCUGGAGAGCCUCAACCUGGAGCAGUACGUGGAAGAGUUCUCGGCCCACGGUGUCGAUGGCCCCCGGCUCCUGCACCUCGAUGGCGCCAAGCUCAAGGCGCUGGGGGUGGGCAGCUCUCAGGACCGCGCCGUGCUCAAGAGGAAGCUGAAGGAGCUGAGCCUGGCCGUGGAGAAGGAGCGCAAGGCCCAGGAGAAGGCAGAGAAGCAGCGGGAGAAGCAGAAGAAGAAGGACCAGGAGCAGCGGCGGAGCUAG